ACUGACACCGUAUUUACGUCAGCCACGUUGGAACUGCCAACUCGGUGUUUUUAUGAUAAAUAUUUUAUUUUUCUCACCUAAAUACCCGGCGUUGGCGAGUGAGGAUGAAGAUCAAGGAGCUGAAGCGGACAGUGAACGUGAGCUGGUCGCCGGCGGAUCAGGCGCCGGUGCUGCUGGCGGCAGGCUCGGCGGCGCAGCAGGUGGAUGCGUCCUUCAGCAGUUCGUCGCAGUUGGACCUGUAUUCCUUGAAUUUGGACGAUCCUGGACUCGAUUUGGAACUCAAAGCCAGUUUACAAACGCAGCAUAAAUUUCACAAGCUAGUAUGGUCAGGAGCUGGUGUCAUUGUGGGAGGUUGUGACGGGGGUCUCUUAGAGUUCUACAGUGCUGACAGGCUGCUCAAGAAUGCUGACAACCCACUGCUGGGCAGCAACACUAAACACAAUAAUCAUGUGUCAGCACUGGAUAUGAACCCGUACCAGAAGAACCUCCUGGCCUCCGGAGCGUCUGACAGCGAGAUCUUCAUCUGGGACCUGAACAACACCACUCAACCCAUGGCUCCGGGCAACAAGAGCCAGCCGCUCGACCAUGUGCAGGCACUAGCUUGGAAUCAGCAGGUGCAACACAUUCUUGGUUCGACAUUUGCAUCCAGAUGUGUCGUGUGGGAUCUGCGGAAAAACGAGCCUAUCAUGAAAUUAAGUGACAACGUGUCCCGCACCCGGUGGCGCGCGCUGGCGUGGCACCCCGGCGUGGCCACGCAGCUGUGUGUGGCCUCAGAAGACGACGCCGCCCCCGUUGUUCAGCUCUGGGACCUCAGAUUGGCAGCAUCCCCGCUAGUGACACUUGAGGGUCACCAGAAGGGCGUGACGGCGUUAUCCUGGUGCAGACAGGACCCUGACCUCCUCCUGUCAGCCGGGCGAGACGGCCGAGUGCUCUGUUGGAACCCCAAUAACACCCAGCCGGGUGGCGAGCUGCUAGUGGAAGUGGCACAGCAGGAGCAGUGGGUGUUCGAUGUGUCCUGGUGUGCCCGGGACCCUAGUUUGCUGGUGUCAAGCUCUUUUGAGCAGCAAGUCACAGUGCACUCGCUGUUGGGCGGGGGAGGCAGUGCGAGGCCGGAAACUAGCGGUCAGAGCCAGUCAAACAUCUUGGAGGCGUUCGGAGCAGCGUCGCUGGGGCAGCUGCCCUGUGUGGCGCGCGCCGCGCCGCCGCCCGCGCCGCGCGCCGCGCUGCCGAGGGCUCCCAAGUGGCUCCGGAGACCCUCAGGAGCCAAGUUCGCCUUCGGCGGCAAAUUGGUGACGUUUGAAAAGUGCCCCCGAGAAAAUCCACAGAAGACCGUAUACAUUAGUCAGGUGGUGAGUGAACCAGAGAUAAUCGAGCUGGCGGCCGAGCUGGACGGGGUUCUCAGUUCCACUCUAAGCAACGAGCCGGGAGCCAUCGAGGCGUUGGCACAGUACUGUCGGCAGAAAGGCGACGCCGCUAGCGAGCAAAAUGAUCGAUACACGUGGUUCUUCCUGCGAGCGAGCUUCCUACCUAACUUCCGGAGCGAAGUCCUCAAUCUGCUGGGAUUCAAGCAAGACGAAAUCCCGUCCAAGUUCAAAAGUGGAAUCGCCGACCAGACAGACCACGCUGGACUCAGCCGAGGCGAGUCCACGGAGACCGACGCGGAACUCUCCACUGACACCAGCACUGAUCUUUCGGAUGCACACACACUGAUCGAAAGGAAACUGUCAAAUUUGGACCUGGAGCCCCAAGCACAAAAUGUCGUCAUUCCCAACGGAGAAGAUUCGACCAGUGUCAUCUGCCGCGCGCUGGUGUGCGGGAACCUCGAGGAGGCCGUGGAGCUGUGUCUUGACGCCAAGCGGGUGGCUGACGCACUCGUCAUCGCCUCUCUGGGCAGUCAAGAGCUCCUCUACAAAGUCCAAAAAUACCACCUGGCGCACUCCGGCCGCGACCCGGUGGCUCUGGUAGCCAGUAGUUUGCUGAACGGCCGCUGGGAGGCGCUGGUGUCUUCGUCUAGCCCGUCUUCGUGGAGAGAUGUGCUGGCGGCAUGUGUCACUCACACUGAGGGCGCCGAGCUGCAGCAUUACUGCGAAAUGCUCGGCGAUCGCCUCUCAAAAGAAUCCGAUCCAGCCCUCGCUGAGGCAUCAACAGUGUGCUAUAUAGUGGGCGCUAGUGCCGACGCCUUGCUGUCCCGCUGGGGGGCGAGGCGGCGGGACGGGGGGGCGCACGCCUUGGCUAAACUGACGGAGCUGGCGCUACUGAUGAGACGAGCCGCGGCCGCUAGAGGGAGAGACACACAGAAUGGCGGCAAACUGGAAGCCGUACUUACAGAAUACGCGGGACGAUUAGCAGCUCAGGGCUGCCUCCGCAGCGCCCUCAACAGCUUGGAGGGCGCGCCACCGAACGAGCUGCACGAACGGCUCAACACAGCCCUGGGACUCAACCCGCGUCGGCAAAGCCACCAACAGCAGCAAAGUGUGCCGCAGUUCGCGCGCUGCCGCACGACGAGCGGUCACGCCAAGCGCGGACAUUUGGUGGCACACAACGACGUUUCUAACACCUACAGCGCAGUGGCGCCAUCUUACGAGCCCAACCCGUGGGCGCAGCAACAACAAGCCGCGCCCACAUUCCCCGCGCCGCCACAACCGCCCCGCCCGGGCAGCGUGGGGCCGCACUCUGGUGGCAUAACCUCCAAAUCCAAAUACAAAGUGGACCCGUCCGUGCAAUCCGCGCCCCUCUACAACCAGUACAGCUUCAACAACCCCCAACCCCCCACUUAUGGCUUCAACAGCCCCCUCCCCGACCAAUACAGUGGCUCGACAGUCCCCAGCAGUGGCAGCUACACAUACAGCCAGCCGCUAAACCCGAGCCAGCUGAACCCGAUCAACCCGAGUGUAAACCCGAUGAACCCGAGUGUAAACCCGAUGAACCCGAGUGUAAACCCGAUGAACCCGAGCGUAAAUCCAUUAAACCCGAGUGUAAAUCCACUAAACCCGAUGAACCCGAGUGUAAAUCCACUAAACCCGAUGAACCCGAGUGUAACUCCAAUGAACCCGGCGCCAGUAGCGAGUCAAAUGAACGGCAACUACCAUCAGGAGCGGCGGCAGGAGGCGCCGCCUGGCUGGAACGACCCGCCGCCGGUUACUGCCAAGCCUAAGCCAAAACAAGAAGUCCAGGAACAGGCACCCAUCACCCACCCCCUAUACGGAGUAGAACCCACACACGUGCCUCUAAACCCGGCCCAGCAAUAUCCUGGACAACAACAAUAUCCAGGCCAACAACAAUAUCCUGGACAACAACAGUAUCCUGGCCAACAACAGUACCCAGGGCAGUACGACCAGUAUCAGCAGCAACAGUACCCACCUGUAAAGCAGUAUCCUCAGUCGGCAUCACCUUUACCGGCCGUGGAGGCAAAGCCCGCGCAGAAGGCCGAACUACCGGAGGAACAUAAAGUGAUGCAGAGUGUCUUUGACGCCAUCAGGGCCGAGUGCUCUAACAGAGCUGCCAACCCGCAAAUGAAGAGGAAACUAGAAGACGUCCAACGGAGGCUUGAGACGCUGUACGACCUGCUGCGAGAGUACCGGCUAUCGGAGCCGGCAUUAAGCUCGCUCCACACCUGCGUGCAGCACGUCCAAUCCUCCGACUACGAGAACGCACUGCGCGCGACGACUUCACUCGCGACUGGCGCCGACUUCGCCGCCGCGGCCUCGUUCCUGCCCGGCCUCAAGACGCUGCUCCAACUCGCGUACCAACUGCAGGUAUACGUGCGGUGAGCGCCAUCAACGCACAUGUGCGUUUG
This is a messenger RNA of Cydia amplana, 3796 nucleotides long. RefSeq names its product protein transport protein Sec31A (gene Sec31). The record is from RefSeq and is a predicted model, not a curated record. Gene Ontology annotation, biological process: endoplasmic reticulum to Golgi vesicle-mediated transport; intracellular protein transport; COPII-coated vesicle cargo loading. NCBI's taxonomy places the organism in Eukaryota, Metazoa, Arthropoda, Insecta, Lepidoptera, Tortricidae. Bases 105 to 3770 code for a protein of 1221 amino acids. The transcript has 26 exons. Gene Ontology annotation, cellular component: COPII vesicle coat; endoplasmic reticulum exit site. Gene Ontology annotation, molecular function: protein binding; structural molecule activity.